UCUACCGAGGCUAGCCCGGAAACUGUGAUCCAAAACCUGGAUCUUCUGGGCGAAUUUGUUUGAUUUGAUUUAGCAACUUGUCAAACACUACAAACAUUCUUUGACUUGCUCGAGGGACUGGCCUGCGCUGGUUCCAUCUAUUCUCUCAACCACCCGACCAUAACGUGUUGCCUCCAGGGCGGGCCCUGGGGCCUCGCAGCCCACGUUGAGAUAUGGCUGACUCAGGCUAUCCUGAUGAUAUCCAGUUUGCCGGCCUUGUGCAAGCAGCAACUGCGGCGGCGGACGAACAGACACGCGACCCGUCGAUACUGGGGAAGAGAAAACGCCAUGACAACAUCUUGGACGAUGGCUCGAUGUUAUCUCAAGAUGUCCUGGAUCACGCGCCUAAUUUUGCCGAAGUACCAAUCAUUACUCCUCAGCUGAACAGCUCGGCUUCCGUGCUCUUCCGCGAGCCGUCUUCAAAAAGCAAGAAAUACAGCCGUCCACCGCUCGGCAGAGUCUUUACAUCGUUGGAGCUGGCUCCUGAGAACUUCUUGAGGUUACAAAACGCUGCAAAGGACUUCAUGCUUGAUGACGCGCACCCCGAACGAAGAGACGUCGUGGGACAGAAGAAGAACACGGGCGGCGCUGACGUUGCCAAGUUGAAUCUAUGGAACUGCGUUGAAGAGUUUCUUUCAUUGCACGGUUACGGUGAGCGAUAUUUCACACCCGGUGCAGGAGAAGGCAUUCCAGGCGCGCCGCAAAGGACCAUAUUCUGGCCGCGAGACAGUCAGACUAUCAUCAAGCUCAUGAUGCCUCUGAUGCGCAAAAUGGUUACAAACGAGCGUCAACGUGUCUAUGCUGCUGCAAGCAGGAAAUCAGGGUCGAAGGAGGAUGCAAAGACUGAUGAACACCUGGAAGCAGCAGAUGACUCCAUCCUUCAGGAUGAGUCUAUCCAGACCCCCGAUGCAGGUCCGCUAGAGCCUGUAUCGUCGACUACAGACGUGGAGCUGCCAAUGCCGACCUUGGAGAAGCCACAGACUAGGACAACUUUCAAACAGUCGAUUGUUCUCUACGUCAAUGUGGUCUCGAAUACGGGAGGUGCUCUUAGAAGGGUCAUACCUCGUUUCCAGCUAACGCCUGAAUCUGCUCCAAGUCUAUCUUCUUUGAUUGGUGAGGUGGAGAAGCGAUACAAACCAUUCUCGGAGAGUGGAAAUCGGCCAGUGGUGAAGGUAUGGCUGACGGAUGGACUUGUAACCGUGGCCGAGGAUGGAGAAUGGAUGGUCGCAUUGUUGAGUGCUGGCGUUGUCGACUGGAUGGAUGGCGAGGUCAGGGUCCUGGUUGAGAUCUGAGUGGCGGACUUCUACCUUGCUUUCCUUGGGCAUGAUGACUCCAACCCAAUGCACAUCUGGAGGGCUUCCUUUCCAAAGGAGCUUUGCUGGGAGGGUUUCCUGAGAUUCAGCACACUUUGUCGACGCCACAUGCCUUCAACACUCGAACAGCAUGUGAUAGUAGCAUAGGCAUGGGUUCCGCC
Exophiala viscosa is the source of this 1513-nucleotide messenger RNA. RefSeq lists its product as uncharacterized. The record is from RefSeq and is a predicted model, not a curated record. The transcript has a single exon. The coding region runs from base 213 to 1331 and encodes 372 amino acids. NCBI's taxonomy places the organism in Eukaryota, Fungi, Ascomycota, Eurotiomycetes, Chaetothyriales, Herpotrichiellaceae.